This is a messenger RNA of Cherax quadricarinatus, 1220 nucleotides long. The record is from RefSeq and is a predicted model, not a curated record. Lineage: Eukaryota; Metazoa; Arthropoda; Malacostraca; Decapoda; Parastacidae.
GUAGGAGCGCCAGCCGCGUCCCAGAGUAGGAGAGCCAGCCGCGUCCCGGAGUAGGAGCACCAGCCGCGUCCCGGAGUAGGAGCGCCAGCCGCGUCCCGGAGUAGGAGCGCCAGCCGCGUCCCGGAGUAGGAGCGCCAGCCGCGUCCCGGAUUAGGAGCGCCAGUCGCGUCCCGGAGUAGGAGCGCUAGCCGCGUCCCGGAGUAGGAGCGCCAGCCGCGUCCCGGAAUAGCAGCGCCAGUUGCGUCCAGUACUAGUAGCGCCAGUCGUGUCCCGGUGCAGCAGCGCCAGUCGUGUCCCGGUACAGCAGCACCAGUCGUGUCCCGGUGCAGCAGCGCCAGUCGUGUCCCGGUGCAGCAGCGCCAGUCGUGUCCCGGUGCAGCAGCACCAGUCGUGUCCCGGUGCAGCAGCGCCAGUCGUGUCCCGGUGCAGCAGCACCAGUCGUGUCCCGGUGCAGCAGCGCCAGUCGUGUCCCGGUGCAGCAGCACCAGUCGCGUCCCGGUGCAGCAGCGCCAGUCGCGUGUUCUGCAACUUGAGUCAACACUACGGUAAAAAUAACCGUAAUAAUGGGGUGUUUGAGGUUGAUGAUAGUCUCCCUUGUCUGCCUCUUGUCCCAUGCUCAAGUUUUCUUCAGGGGAAACUGUCCCAAAACACCAAUAAUUAUAAAUUUUGACUGGAAUAGGUACCUGGGUAGCUGGUACGAGCAAGAACGGUACUUCGUGGGUUACCAGACUGUGGGUAGGUGCUGGAGAGGUACCUACCUCCAAGACAGACACUCGGGAAAGAUCUCAGUCAAACUGCACUUUUGGGACGUUGUGUUCAGCCGUCCUAACAUGAUAAGUGUCGGGGUGAUUCAGAAGAGACCAUACAGAGCGCCCAACCACCUCACAUACACUCUCCCAGGUGUGCCAGGCUUCGAAGAUAAUUACGAAGUACUUGCCACUGAUUACGACAACUGGACCCUAGAAUAUACCUGCUCGGAGAGACAACCUUUCGGGCACACUCGAAUUGCUUGGAUCCUGACUCGACAACCACGACCACACUACAAGGUAAUCCUCCAAGCUAAGACCACUCUCGCCUCCCUAGGUAUUGAUACUAAGUAUCUCAGGAAGCAGGACACUUCUUGUUACAUCGAACAAGCGCCCAUUAAGCAUUACUUUAAGAAAAUGGGAUAUCAGUUUCCAUGUGAUGACUUGCGAAUGCCUCUUAUGAUUGAAUUUUAA